Oryctolagus cuniculus (rabbit) is the source of this 1183-nucleotide messenger RNA. It is a transcript of the gene MOSPD3, whose product is annotated as motile sperm domain containing 3. The record is from RefSeq and is a predicted model, not a curated record. Gene Ontology annotation, cellular component: cytoplasm. NCBI's taxonomy places the organism in Eukaryota, Metazoa, Chordata, Mammalia, Lagomorpha, Leporidae.
GCCUUGGUCGGGCUACCAGCUGAUUGGCAGGGGUUUUGACCACCAGAUGAGCCUCAUAACACCAACGGCCGUUCGGAGCCGGAAGCCCGACGAGACGCGGGCCGAGCUCAGGGAGGAGGGGUCGGGAGCACACAGGCGAGUCGGAAGGCAGGGAGCGUGAAAGGCAGCUCCGGAGAGUUGUACAGCGGGCUGAGUCCGGCCGGAAAGAGGGGGGCGGGAGCGUCGGAACGCCCGGAAGGGGCGGGACCUUCUGAGCCCUAGACUCCAGGCCCUGUCCUAGUUCUGCCCUCGGAUGUCCGACCGCCCAGAGCCUGCAUGCGCCGGGGGGCGCCCCAGGACCAGGAGCUGGUGGGUCCGGGGACCCCUGGGCGGGGGUCCCGGAGCGCCCCUCCUCCCUCGGGACCGGUUGUUCCGGUCCUCGUCUUACCCCUGGAUCUAGUAUUCAGAGCGGACCAGCGGAGCGGCCUCCGACAGCUGCUGACCCUCUACAAUCCCACGGGAACUGCGCUUUGCUUCCGAGUCCUGUGCACAGCACCUGCGAAAUACACGGUGUUUGAGGCCGAGGGCUAUGUGAAGGCGCAGUCCUGCAUUGACAUAGUGAUUCGCCAUGUGGCCCCCAUCCCCAGCCACUACGAUGUCCGGGACCGAUUCCGCAUUGAGCUGUCGGAGGAGGGAGCCAAUGGCCGAGUGGUGGGCCGCAAGGACAUCACCUCGGUUCUCAGAGCCCCAGCACACCCCCUUGAGCUGCAGGGACAGCCCAACCCGGUGCCCCCGCUGGGGCCCCCUGCGGGGACAGCAGCCCCCAUGGCCAGACCCUUCCAAGAGACCCCCCGCCAGCAGCUGGCCACCAGCUCCUUCCUGCUCUUCUUGCUGACCGGCAUGGUGUCUGUGGCCUUCUUGCUGCUCCCACUCCAGGACGAAGUGGGCAGCCAGCUGCCCCAAGUCCUGCACGUGUCCCUGGGACAGAAGCUGGUGGCAGCCUACGUCCUGGGCCUCCUCACCGUGGUGUUUCUCCGGACCUGAGCCCCCCCGGGCAAGGACUCAGGCAGCCACUGUGACCUCUUUCUUUGCCUCUGCGCCCUCCUCCUCCUUCCUGCCCACUCCUCUCCCCCGUCCCCAGAGCAAAAUAUCCAGGGAUUUGUAUCAUUUUCCAAGUUGAAUAAAAUAACUUUGUAAAAUUGCA